AUGGCACCAAGUAAGCAAUGGAUGCAACUUGUUGAUGAUCGACUUAAUGAGGCCUACUUUAUCAGGGUGGAAAAUUUUUUGAAUUAUGCUUUUCAAAGGACAGGAGAAAUGUAUGAAAUACGAUGUCCGUGUGUUAAAUGUUGUAAUACCACAUUAGGAACACGUGAGACAGUUAGAACACAUUUGAAAGUAUAUGGAAUAAUUAAAAAUUAUACCUUUUGGUAUCAUCAUGGGGAAGUCUUAGGUGAGCCAGAAUCACAAUGUGAAGAUGAAGAUGAUAAUGAAGUAGAAAAUUGUGAGAAUGAGGAUGAAAUACGAGAAAUUUUGAGAGAUUUCUAUCCUAAUCAUUAUGGACACACUUUAGAUGUUGAUUGUGAUGAUUCACUUGAAGAGGAACCAAAUGUUGAAGCCAAAAAGUUUUAUAGCCUAUUGGGAGACUUUGAGAAGCCACUGUAUCAAGGUUCAAAAAUUUCGAAACUUUCAACUUUGAUUAAGUUGCUUCACAUAAAAAGUAUGGGUCGUUGGAGUAAUGAGUCAUUUACAAUGUUGUUAAAAAUGUUAAAAGAGGAGUUGUUGCCAGAUGAAGCCGAUUUGCCAAAUACAUAUUACGGGGCAAAGAAGGUAAUUCGAAAUCUUGGGCUUUCCUACGAAAGAAUUGAUGCUUGUAGAAAUGAUUGCAUGUUAUAUUGGAAGGAGGAUAACUUACUUGAUUCUUGUAAAGUUUGUGGUGAAUCUAGAUGGAAAGUUGAUAAACGUAACGGGGAAGCAAAGAACAAAAAAGGUAAAAAGAUUGCAUCAAAGAUUUUACGCUAUUUUCCAUUAAAACCUAGGCUUCAAAGGUUAUUUAUGUCUUCAAAGACAUCUUCUCUAAUGACAUGGCAUCAUGGCGAAAGAGUUGAUGAUGGAAUAAUGAGGCACCCAGCUGAUUCAAUGGCAUGGAAAUCAUUUGAUGAACUUCAUCCUUCAUUUGCAGCCGAGCCUCGUAAUGUUCUACUUGGACUUGCGAGUGAUGGUUUUCAACCAUUUCGGAAUGCAAAAACCUCAUAUAGCAUUUGGCCGGUGGUACUUAUUCCUUAUAACUUACCACCUUGGUUGUGUAUGAAACAAGAAAAUUUUAUCAUGUCCAUGCUUAUUCCUGGUCCAGAUAGUCCAGGUGAUGCAAUUGACACAUAUCUUCAACCUUUAGUAGAAGAAUUGAAGGAGCUAUGGAAUAUUGGUAUUGAGACCUUUGAUGCAUCAACCAAACAGAAUUUUAAGCUAUAUGCUUCUUUGUUAUGGACCAUCAAUGACUUUCCAGCAUAUGGAAAUUUAUCUGGAUGGAGUACCAAAGGAAAAUUGGCAUGCCCAUGUUGCAACAAAGAUACUUCCUCAAUCAGAUUGACCAAUUGUAAGAAAGAAAGUUUUAUGGGUCAUCGUCGUUAUCUUCCUCGUAAUCACAAAUGGAGGAAUGAUAAGAAGUCCUUUGAUGGUACAGAAGAGAAGAGGCUCCCACCGAAAAAAACGUUUUGGUAUUGA
Messenger RNA from Solanum verrucosum, 1515 nucleotides. RefSeq lists its product as uncharacterized. The coding region runs from base 1 to 1515 and encodes 504 amino acids. The transcript has a single exon. NCBI's taxonomy places the organism in Eukaryota, Viridiplantae, Streptophyta, Magnoliopsida, Solanales, Solanaceae. The record is from RefSeq and is a predicted model, not a curated record.